This is a messenger RNA of Plasmodium relictum, 7371 nucleotides long. RefSeq names its product serine/threonine protein phosphatase 8, putative (gene PPP8). The coding region runs from base 1 to 7371 and encodes 2456 amino acids. Lineage: Eukaryota; Apicomplexa; Aconoidasida; Haemosporida; Plasmodiidae. Gene Ontology annotation, cellular component: nucleus; cytoplasm. The record is from RefSeq and is a predicted model, not a curated record. Gene Ontology annotation, molecular function: protein serine/threonine phosphatase activity; calcium ion binding. The transcript has 2 exons.
AUGAGAAAUAAUAUAGAAAUGAAUGAAAAUAAUAUUUAUAUGAAUCCAUUUCUUCUAGAAAAGAAUAAUUUAAACCCAGUUAUUACUUUAAAUAAAGAACUAAUUAUUCAAAGAAAAAAAGCAUCCAAUUACCAGUUUAAUAAUUUUAAUACAGAAGAAUUAGGUAAUUUCAAAAAAUCUGAUUUAGAUUCCUAUGUAAAGAAUAUGACUAAUGUAGAUAAUAACAACAUUAAAUUGGGAUCAUUGCCAUUUACAUGUAAUUUAAAUAUGAAACAAUAUUACAAUAAUAAUUUAAAUGCAUAUCCAAGAAAUGAAUAUAAUAAUAUGAAUACAAGAAAUGGUAAUUCUCAGAAUUUCUGUUUAAAUAAUUCUUAUAAAGGCUUAAAUAAUGAGGUAAAUGUUAAUUCAGGGAAGAAUCAAUUUAAGGAAAAUUUUCUUAUGAAUAAUGAGAUGAGACAUACAUCUAUGAAUGAUUUCCAUGAAGGAGAUAGACAUAAAAAUAUUAUAUAUUUAAAUAAAUAUAAUAAUAUGAAUAAUCAUAUGAAUAAUUCUCUUUUUUUUCAAAACAGUCCUUGCAAAAUAAAUAAUAUACUAGGUCAUAAGGAUAUAAAUAACAAUUUUUGUUUUAAUACAAAUAUUAAUAAAUUAAAUAAUAAUAAUGGUUAUUAUGAAAAUAAAUAUAAUAUUAAUGAUAUUUAUAAGAAUUCGUUUGAAAAAAUUAUUAACAAAAAUAUUAUUGAAGAUACUAAAAAAAAGAAUGGAGGAUUCAAUAGUGAACUAAAUAAUAAUAAUAUUGCUAUUGAAAAUGAGGAUAACGUUUGUUCUUUUAGAAAAGACAAUCAAAUUAAUUUAAUUCCUGGUAUAAAUCAGGAAAAAAAUUUAGAAGCAAAUGUAAAUGCAAAUAUAUUUAAAAAAGAACAUGCAGAAAUCUUUAGCGAUAAUCGUUUAAAUAAAACAUCUGAAUACUAUUAUAAAAAAGGAAAUAGUCAAAAUUUAAAAAAUACAGGCAACAUAAAUGAAUUAAAUUCCAGUGAAAGAAAAAAAGAGUUAGUCAAUCCUUUAACACAUGAAAUAUUAAAUUUGCAUAAUAACAAAAAUAUCAAUAUUAACGAAUGUAGCUGUGAAAAUAUAAAAAAUGGAAAUUUUGUUAAAAAUGAUAAAAUAUUAAAUACUAAUUCAAUUAUCUCGAGUAAUAGCUACUAUGACAUUAAUAAAAAUAAUGAAAGUUUUAGUGAUUGCGUAGGCUCAUUAAAUUAUAAAAUAGAAUCAGCUAUUGAAGAAAAUGAUUUCAAAAGUAAAAAAAUAUACAAGGAAGGAAGUAAUUAUUUAUUUAAAAAUAUGAACGAAAAUAACUCUUUCAUUGGAGAUGGUAUUUCAAAAAAUCAAAAUGAAAGUUAUGUAGAAAAGGAAACAUGCUUUAAAGACGAAGAAUUUAAUUUAAUGAAAAUUAAGGAUAGAAAUGAUAUAGAUAAAAAAGUUAUUAUAAACGAUCAAGAAUGUAACAUAAAAAAUACACAUAUCAAUGAAGAAAAUCGUAAUAUAACAGAAGUUCCUUGUGAAACUUAUUUUAAAAAAAAUCCGAUAAAUACUACGUCAGAAAUUAAUAAUGAAUUGUAUAUAUCUGAUGCAAACAAUAAUGCAAAAGAAUAUGAAAAAGAUAAUAAUGAGGAAAUGAAUGAGACGAGUUCUAUUGAGAAAUUUGAUUUUACUCAAUGGAGAUCUCAUAAUAAAUUAAUGAAAAAUAUUAUUUCGUCAUAUAAUGAAAAUAUUGAUAUGGAGAAUCAUUCUUUAUUUAAUUUAUUAUUUGAUUUUCAUGGUUAUAAUAAGGAUAUAUUUAAAAACUAUUUAUUAAAUGGUGAUGAUAGUUUAAUAAAUGAGGUAAUGAAAAAUAUAAUUUAUGAAUUAUCUGAAGAAAAAAAUAAUAAAAUAAUUGAAAAAUUAAUAUUUUUAAAAUAUUUAUUUAAUGAAUAUGGUCAUUCAGAUCAUCCUAAUUUGAUUUCAUUAAAAAACUUUAAAUUAAUUUUUAAAAAUUAUAAAAGUAUAUUUUCUUCAGAGAAAAUUGUUUUAUUCAUGUUCAAUUGUCUAGACAGAGGAAAGAGGUAUCAUAUAACUGAGACUGAUUUUAUUAUUGGUAUGUUAGCAUGUAGUCCUCAAAUGGAUAAUGAUAUAAAAAAUGAUACAGGAAAGCUAAGACAUCAAUUAAUAUUUCGUGCUUAUGAUUUAGAUAGAGAUGGAUAUUUAAGUGAUAACGAAUUACUUAUCUUUUUAUAUCAUAUUUAUGAAUUAUCUAAAAAUUUUAAAAUUGAAAACUUAAAGGAUAAUAAGAAAAAAUUGAAAGAAUAUGUUAUCAGUGAAAAAAAUAGGAUCAUGAAAUAUUGUAAUAAAAUAAGUUAUGACUAUUUUUACAAUUUAAUACUAAAUAAAGAAAUUGAAGGAACAAGUAAUUUAUUACGAUCAAAUCAAGAUAUGGCUGAUACUGUAAAGAAGUAUUUUCUUUAUACAUAUGCUAAAAAUAUGAACAUUGAAAAUUAUAUAAAUAAUGAUAAAUUUUUUAUAACUACAGGAAAAAGAAAAAAUUUGGAAGAUGAUAAUAAAGGUUUUUAUAAGCAAACAUUUCUAAGCUAUAAUGAAAAUAAACAAGGUCCUCUUGAGAAAAAUAUUCAUAAUAUUUUACCUCAAAAUAAUAGUUGUAUUGAUAUUAACAGUAGCAUUUUACUUAAUUAUCCGUGUGCAGUUAAAAAUAUGGAUAUAGAAAAUUUAGAUAAGAAUAAAUUAAGUGAUAAAAAUAUUGAUAAUAUAAAGAAUGAAAAAGUAAUUAUAAAUAAUCAUGAUAUGAAUGUAUAUGAGAAAAAUGAUAAUAACAGUUCAAUAACACAGAAAAUUUCAGAUGAAGAUACUGUAUUAAUUAAACAAGAUAUGCCAAAAAGAAAUAAUUUUAAUAAUCAAAAUAUAUCUAACAUUCAAAUUUAUGAAAAAAUAAAUUAUGAAAAUGAUUCGAAAAAUGCAAAUGUACAUUCAAAUGAUAAAAAUAUUAAGGGAGAAAAAAUGCAUCUAAAUGACGAUGAUUAUAAUGUAAAGAAUAUUUACACAAAUAAUAAAAAAGAAGAUUUAAAGAAAAAUUUUGAUGAUAACAAAAAUGACAAUUCUAAUGAUAGAAACAAUUAUAAUAACAGGAUAUCUCAAUGUAAAAACGAUCAUAUAAAUAAAAAUAAUAAAAGCAUGAAACAUGCAGAUAAUAAUAAUUAUAAUGAAAAUAAUUAUCAGAGAGAACUCAAUAAUUAUAAUGGUAAUAAAGAUUCAAAUUGCUUAUCUAUCACUGAUAAUGUUGACAAUGUUGAUAUUAAUAUAAAUAACAAUGAAGGAUAUAUUGAAGCUAUUUAUAACAAAAAUACUUUGAAUAGUAACUCAUCAUAUACGGGAUCUGAAGAUAAAAUAAGAGAACCUUUAAUUAAAGAAAAAAUGAAUGAUAGAGAUUUAUAUUUUAAUAAUGAUUUAAAUAACAAUAUAUUAGAGGAAAUUGAUACAACAAAUUUAAAAGGAAAUAAAAAAAAUGAGAACAUUUUACAUGCAUAUCAUAAGAACAAAAAUAAUAUCAAUUAUAAGAAUAAUGCAUAUAAGGAGAAAAAUUUAAAUUCAUUUUCUGAGUGUGAAUUUUUACGAGACAACACAAAUAUAAAUGAUAGAAAUGUUCUUAAUGAGGCCUUAAAAAAUAAUUGUAACAAUUAUUUUUAUAGAAACAUUAAUAACAUUAAUAAUAAAAGUAUAAACAGUAAUAAAGAUACUGCAAUUAAAGAAAACUCCUUAGUAAAUUAUGAUGAAGAAAUCAAUAAUUAUAAUUCAAAAAAAAUAAAUAAUAAUUUAAGAGAAAAUAUAGAAAAAGGAAAACAUAAUGAAAAUUAUGCCAUGAAUUUCAAGAAAAAAGAUAAAGAUAAUUUAAAUGAUAUUAAUUAUUUAGAAAAUAAAAAUGAUUUAAACAGUACUAUUAAUAUAAAAUCUCACUGUAAUAUAGCAAUAUGUGAAGAAUUAAAGAACAAUAAUUUAUAUAAAGAGAAAAUUGAAGAUAAAAAUUCAUGUUUUAAUGAAAAUGAACAAAAUUUUACAAAUGAUAUUCAUAGUUUUAUAUAUAAAAAAAAAGAAAAAAUUUCAGGAAAUAAUGAUGAAAAAAAAUAUAUUUCAAAUGAUAAUGAAGAUGGAAUAUAUAAAGAAAAAGAAAAGGAUAAAUUAUAUGCUUUAAACAAUAAUUUGUAUGAAAAUAUUUUAACAUAUAAAAAUGAUAAUAUUGGCAAUGAUUUCAAACAAUUUAUUAAUAAUAAUGAGGAUGAGAAUAAAUCUAUUGAAAAUUAUGAUAAAAAUGAAAAUAAUAAUUUUAAUAAAAUAAUAAAUCAUAAUAAAUUAAAUAGUAAGUCAGCUUGUGAUAAUUAUAUAGGUGAUAAAGAUAUGGAAAACGAAAAUAUAAAUGAUACCCAUAGUAUUAAAAAUAGUAAUGAGUAUUUACCUCAUUUUGGAAGAAAAGAUGAAUUAGAUAAGUAUUUCAGUAAAGAAUUUUAUGAUGAAAACAUUUUGGAUGAUAAAAUUGAUCAAUUUAGAGAAACCGUUAAAUUUUAUCGUCAAAAAUACUUACAGGAUCAUAGAUUAAAUACCUUAAAUCAAGAUAUCGCUUUUAAAAUAUUUACUAUUUUUUAUAAAGUGUGCUAUAGAAAAAAAAGAGAUAAAUAUAGUUCCUAUUUUGAUACAUUUCAAAUAUGUUCAUAUAAUGAUAUUCUUCUUUUGUGUGAUGAAGUGGCAAAAUUAUUUAAAUUAGAAAAUUCAUUAGAAAAUGUCAGACUUCCCUGUAAAGUUUUUGGUGAUAUUCAUGGAAAUUUAUUUGAUAUAAUGGAUUUUUUUAAUUUGUAUAAUUGGCCUAUGCACAAUUCAUUGAAUGAAUUAAUUUCUAUAAAUGAAUUAAUAAAUUUUGAAAACAUAAAUUACGUUAAAACAAAUGAAAAUUAUAAUUAUUGUGACAAAAUGAGAGAUGAAAAUGAAGAGAUGUAUAAUGCAAGUGAUAUAAAAUAUGUAUUUCUUGGGAAUUAUGUGAACAGAGGAGAUCAUUCAUUAGAAGUUAUUUGCUUUUUGUUUAGUUUAAAAAUACUUUUUCCAAAACAUAUAUAUUUAUUAAGAGGUAAUCAUGAAGAUAGGUUAUUUAAUUAUAUAUACGGUUUUUAUAAAGAUAUUGAAGUAAAAAUGAAGAAAAAUAUGGAAACAAUGGGACUGAUUAAUUAUGAAGAUGAAGUGGUAAUUGCUCAUUCGUAUGAAUUAUUUAAUAGAAUUAAUGAUGCUUUAGAAUUUUUGCCACUAUCCGCUUUAUUAGAUAAAAACAUUUUGUGUAUACACGGGGGUAUAGGAGAUAGUGUUCACAAUAUUUCUGAUUAUAUAAAUGUUCACAAGCCAAUUUUAAUUCCUCAAUAUGUUGAUAGAAAUAAUAAUAAUCCAAAUGAAAAUAUAAAAAAAAUUAUUAUAGAUACCUUAUGGUCUGAUCCUAUUAAUUAUAAUGAUGAGCACGACAUGUUGCUAAUUAAAAAUUCUCCUCACUACGAUAUAAUUCCAUCAAAUAGAGGAAAAAUAACAUUUAAAUUUGGUAAGAACAGAUUAUAUAAUUUUUUAAAAAAUAAUAAACUAAAAAUGAUUAUAAGAGGUCAUGAAUGUGUCCAUGAAGGAUAUAAAUAUAUGUUUAAAAAAAAAUUAUUAACAUUAUUUUCAGCAAAAAAUUAUUGUAAAAAAUAUAAAAAUAAUGCUUCUAAUGCAUUUAUUGUAAAAAAGGGUAAAAAUAUUAUUAUAUUUAAUCAAAUAUUAAAAUCUGACAAAGUAUACGAUAUAGAGAUAAAGGAUACGAAUAACCAUACGAAUGAUAAUUUUCAAAGAAAUAUUUUCUCUUUUAAUCAAGAUAAUCAAAUAAAAAAUUCAGAGAAUUUCAAGAACACUUACCAGAAUCAAUUAAAUAUAUAUAACAAUAAUGUAUCGAAAAAUCAAGGAGGGAAAUAUCAUAAACUGAAAAAUUAUUUUAUGAAUGAUAAUAUAGAAAAUAGUAAUAAUAGUAUAAAUGAUAAGAAUAUUAUGAAUGACAAUUAUAAUGUAAGUAAUAAUAAUAAUACAAUUAACAGUAAUAAUGAUACCAUUAAUAAUAGCAACAUUAAUAACCUUAAUAAUAAUAUAAUAAAUGAUAUUAAAACAAAAGAUAUUCAGAUGGAAAAAAACAAUUUAUUAAAUAUUAAUAACAGUAUGAAUAAUUUUAAUUUUUCUAAUAGCAAUAGAAAUUAUUUACUAAAUUAUAAUCAUAGGAAAUAUAAUUUGGCAAGCUGUAAAAGCAUUAGAAGUGAUUUCACCAAUUUUGAUAAUAAAUAUAAUUUUUCAUUGAAUAAAAUAAAUAAAAGUAUUAAAAAAAAAUUGAGAGAUAUAAGAAAUAAUAAAAAUUUCCAUUUAAAUAAAAUAAAAAGAGAUGAUAAUAUAAAUAAAAAUAUUAAUUAUUUCUUUAAUAAUACUGAUAAUAAUGAAAAAGAAAAAGAAAGAGAAAAAGAAAAAAACAAGGAUUGUAACAAAGAUGAAAAAAAUGAAUGUCCUGUGAAUAAUUAUGUUAAUAUUAACAACAAUCACAAAAUUGAUAGAAGUAUGAAUAAUUGUAAUAAUAGUAAUAAUUUAAUAAAUUUUAGUAUUAACAAUAAUAAAUCUUAUGACGAUGUGAAUAUUAAAAGGAACAUCUUAAAUUUGAUUGAUAUCGAAUAUAUAAAACAUGAUGAUGAAAAAUUUAUGAAAAAUUUAAUAAAUAAUCCAGUUAAUAACCAAUUUCAAGAUUUGGAAAAAGAUAUAAACAAUUUAUCUGAAGUCAAAAAUAAAUUAAGUAAAAAAAUAGACACAGAUACUAUCAUAGAUAAGUUUUUUGAUAAUGAAAUGUAUCAAGAAAAAAAUAAAGCUAAUUAUAACAAUACAAAUGAAGAUAAUAAAUUCCACAAAAAUAAUGAUAAUGAUAAUUUAAAAAAAAUUUAUUAUUCAAAAUUAACAUCAAUUAAUGAGGAAAAUAGUAAUACACAACAUAAUGAUAAUGACAAUGAUAAAAUAAAAAAAACAGAUUAUAUCAGCAUUAAUACUGAAUUAUUAAAAAAACCUUUAGAUUACAUGAUGCCACCUGAUUUGGGUAUAGCAAAUAAAAAAAAAUUUAAAAAUGAAACAUAUUCAAAGGAGAAUAAGAGCGAACAUAAUUCAGCCACUUUAAGAAGUUUGAAAAGCGAUAGCUAUCUUAAUGAUCCAUUAAAUAAGUUACAAAUGCAAUAUUUACCUCCUGAUCCAAAACCUCAGACAAAAAUUUCGUUCCAUAAAAGCAUUAAAAAAAUAGAUCAUUGA